This is a messenger RNA of Fulvia fulva, 849 nucleotides long. RefSeq lists its product as uncharacterized. The record is from RefSeq and is a predicted model, not a curated record. The transcript is spliced from 6 exons. Bases 1 to 849 code for a protein of 282 amino acids. NCBI's taxonomy places the organism in Eukaryota, Fungi, Ascomycota, Dothideomycetes, Mycosphaerellales, Mycosphaerellaceae.
AUGCAAUAUAUGACCGGCAAAGCGUCGUUUGGCCUUCUCCAUAUUGAACAACUUUAUCUUUGGCCCUUUUCAUCUCCAUCCCGAAUCAUGGCGCCCUCAGGUCUGGCUAUCCUUAUCGGAGCCGGUCCAGCUACUGGAGCAGGCAUUGCUCGGAUCCUGUCGCAUCCAAGUCACGGAAAUAUGGCGGUGGCACUGUUGGCCAGAAGACCAGAGCCGCUCAACGAUCUUGUCAAGUCGCUUCGGUCGCAGAGUCCAGACGCUGUUCUCGAAGCAUUCCCUACGGACACCAAGCCAGAGAACCUGCGCAAGGCAUUUGCCGACAUCAAAACGGCUAAUGCUUUUCAAGGGCUCAAACUGAAGGUCGCGAUCUUUUCCAUCAAGAACAGCUCUAAGAAGCCUUUCAUGAGCGAGACGUUCGAUGAAUUCAUGGCACCUCUCGAGUCCUAUGUCGGUGGAGCGAUGGUCUUUGCUCAGGAAUCACUCAAGCGGUUCUUCGAAGACCACGGCGAGAAGACGUUGGCGGAGGGCUCAGAGAAGAAGGGCACCUUGAUAUUUACCGGCACUCUUGGUGCCUUGCGCUGCAAUGCAGAGUUCGGAAGCUAUGGAGCUUCACGAGGCAGUGUUCGGCAGCUUGCCCAAGCCUUGGCGAGAGAGAUGAGUGCUAAAGGCGUGCACGUCGCACACACCAUUGCGAAUGGACGCAUCGCAGACGCAGAUAACGAGGAUACCAAGAGCGGCAAGCACAUGGCUGCUGAAGCCGUUGGUAAGACAUACUUGUGGUUGUCGCAGCAGGAGCCGACUGUCUGGACUCAUGAACUCGACCUUCGUCCAGCACAAGAGAAGUUUUAA